This is a messenger RNA of Acyrthosiphon pisum (pea aphid), 3172 nucleotides long. RefSeq names its product homeobox protein Hox-A1. The transcript is spliced from 2 exons. Lineage: Eukaryota; Metazoa; Arthropoda; Insecta; Hemiptera; Aphididae. The record is from RefSeq and is a predicted model, not a curated record. The coding region runs from base 1497 to 2252 and encodes 251 amino acids.
AACGUUUGUCAUCGUUUUUCAUUAUUAUUAUUUUAAAAAUAAUAUAUUUGCUUCCUGUUAUUUUCAAUUGAAAAUAUGGAUUUUUUUUACAAUGCGCGUGGUGAUAAUGGAACUGUACGGUGUUUACACACAUUUUUUUCGAAUAAUGUUGUACACUUGUGACUUCGGACUUGUACGUACUUCAUUAUCAUUUUUAAUCGAAGCUGUAUGUAUAAAUGUGUUGGGGCGCCAUCGCUAACGGGUUGUAUAUUACGUUCGACCAUGUGACAUAUUGCCUGCAAUACAAUAUAUAUUAUGCUUGUAUACUGUUACGAGGUUCACGAAAAACGUUAACGAAAUCGCAUUGGUCGUCGACUAAAUAAGAUACAUAUAGCUGGCACUACAACAGUGUGAAGAUCAAAAGCGCAAGCCGUCGACGUUACAAGUUGUAUACAUAAAUACGUUAUCCAUGAGUAUUAUUGCGAAAUUCGAUGAGGACAAAUCGCUGAUCUUUUGUAUCGAAUCGAUAAAAGACUUAUAUUGUUAUUAUUAUUAUAUUAUAAAUGGGACAAGGGAAAUAUACAGAGAGUAACCGGCGGCAGUGGCGGCGUCGAUGGCGGCCUAGUUUCGGCUUUCCGUGAGGUCAUAACAUGUACGUACAAUAUUUAUACGUGUGUAUACGUCUCCACGAGUUCAUUUUGACGACCACUGAACGGCGGCGAACAGGUGAGCGCGCGCACACACACACAUACAUAAUUUAAUUCUUAUAUUGUGUGUUCUCAUCUCUAUUUCUCUUUCAAUCGCCCCGUCUUUGUAUCUCUCUCGGGCCUCACCGAAUGUACUGCGACCACCUCAAACACACUCGAUAAUGGUCUCGUAUGUGUGUAUGCGCGCGCUUGUGUGGUUCCGGCGCCCGGGGUGGAGGAAGAGAAUGUACUUGUGUGUGUGUGCGUGUAUGUUUGUGCGCGCGCGCUCGCGCUCAAACGUCGCCUACGACACGAUACGUACCUACUACGAAAACCUGUUGGAUGCUGGUUGACCUGGACCCGAACAAACAUCGAUUGUACCGUGCCGCCAGUACACGUUAUUGUGGUAUUAUAUAGUCGUGUACGUGUAUAACAUUAUGUAGUAUAGUAUACGGCAUAUUAGAUACCCGACAAAAUCGCUUCGAUUAUCGAUUGUUGUGCGCGAAUAUAACGCACAUCGAUAUAUCGUUGCGGUUAUACGACGGAGACAGGUAAAACCGCUUCAGGGCCAAACCGUACACAUAGCUCCGAGCCUUCCGCCGGUGACCACUCUAGUUUUUUUUCUGUAUAUUUUUAUUAUUAUUAUUAUUAUUUUUUUUUAUCGUUUUCCGUUAUCGUAUCUACAACCACCACCUGAUCUGUGUGACCCGAUCACAUGUGUCAGAAACUACCCCCUUUCCCCACCACACGCAUUACAUCGUACACCUACCAACAGCUCUACUCUGGGCGACGGCCACGUGACAUAAGUAUAAUGUGACGUCACAUGCCGCUAUGAACAUCAAAGACAUAUUGGUCAUGGAGGGCGACGAAGGUUCGAUGGAUAACCACGGCAGUGACGUCAUAAUCAUCAACAACAACAACAACAACGACAACUGCAGUGACAACGACAAUGCAAAACGGUGUAAGAGGAAAAUCGUCGAAGACGGAGGGUCGCUGUCCCCGCUGCAGCUACAGCACCACGACAACGGAGUGUACUUGCGGCACCGGCACAGGAACGAUCGACCGGGCGAACUGGAAGAAGAGGACCUGAGGCAAUCGGACGACGAGGAUCGGCUAGCCGGACAUGGUACAGUCGCGUCAAUCGGCAGUGGAGGUGGCGGGGGUAGUGGUGGUGGAGGCGGUGGUGGAGGAGGCGGCGGAGGCUCGUCACCGUUUAGCCCGCACCACCAUCACCACCAUCACCAUCACCGGAACACGACGCCCACCAACGCCGGUUCCAACAUGGGACACCACCAGGACUUCCAGCCACCGUACUUCCCGCCGCCGUUCCCGCCGGCCCACCAUCACCAUCAGCCGUCCACCGGCAACGCGUCUUCGCCGUCCGCCAUGGACUACAUCAACGACCCGUACUCGCAGACGCUCAACAGCCUGCACCAAAGCGCACAGGCCGCUGCAGCCGCGCACCACUACAAUCAGCUGACCGUGGCCGCGGUGUCUGUCGGCCAGCGGCACGAUGCCCUCCGCCGGUCGGACUCAGACUCCAUACACGUGGUGAGUGAAAUUUAUGAUUAUAAUGUCGUUGUCUAACUAUAUCGGCAUGGUUUGUACUUUGGGCUAUAGGGUUGAAAUUAUAAACAUAAAUAACAUUAUUAUCUGGGGAAUUAGGGAGCUCCAACCUUAAACAGUUUCCCUAUACAUGAUGCAUAAUGCAUAUAAUAUUAUGGUAACAGAUGGGUGCAUUUUGCAAGCAUAGGUACUGGAACGUGAACACAUUUGAUAUUUUAAAAAUAGAAAUUCAAUUUGAAAAUUCGUCAUCAAUGAAACAAAAUUGUAUUGCAAUAUAUUAUAAAUAAACUUGUAAACUAUUAAUUUUUCUUUAGCUACCUCUUAUCCUGUUUUUUGGAUUUUUGGUUUGGGCUUGUUUGUAGAGGCAAAAAUAUAAUUUGGCUCAUCAAAUAAUACCAAGAGGGUAACCAUACGAUCCUUCAAUAAUGCCACUUGUGCAGAUUGGGUGUACCUAUACUUGUAAACUGCAAUGCUGUGGUGUACACGCAAGGCCUUGAGGGUGGGAACAUACAAUUUGCCUCAUUACCACACCAUAUCAAAUUCGUCUGCCAUAAAAAAAAAUAUACCAUGUUUGACCAUGAUUUUUGUAAGGGGCUCUGUGUAGGCAAUUUCGAUGCGUAAACGAAAAUCUAAUGACUAAAAUUGUAUACAAAGUUACGAGAGCGGCUGAUACGUAAUGCCUCUUGACGCGUAGUCUUAAAAGUAUUAUACAUAGAAUAAUUAAUGAAAAACACACGUAUAGUAAAUUAAAUGAUUUUUAUUUACAUACUAUUAUUUUUCAACAUAACUACCUCCUAAAGCGAUACAUUUUUGCCAACGAUUUACUAAUUUAGAAAUGCCGUCCAAAUAAAAUUCUUCGGGUUGAGCAUUGAACCAUCGUUUAACUUAUCUAGUAUAAUAGCAGACGUAAUCUCACGUAUCUUUAAGAAAUUGUUGCAUAA